Molecule: messenger RNA, 1320 nt
Organism: Moneuplotes crassus
Lineage: Eukaryota; Ciliophora; Spirotrichea; Euplotida; Euplotidae
Source: the annotation of a GenBank genome assembly
UUUAUUUCCAGAUUGACUGACAUUUAAUAUUUUGUUCUCAAAGUUUAAGGAAGAAUCUUUCAAAGUAGUUCUAUUAGAAUCAUAUUCACCAUUAGAAGCCUUACUAGCAACUCCUUCAUUCUCUUUAUUAGCUUCAUCACUCUGUUUAUCACUUUGAGUGUUAUGUGAGGCCUUAGAAGAGCACUGUUCAUGAAGUUUUUCCAUGAUUAUGUCAUUAAGUAUAUAAACUACGUUAGUGGCGUUUCCUGUCUUUCCUAAAAUCUUAAAAAUCCUGCCUGAAAUAGAAACAUCAGGCAUGAUAGGGACGAUUAUCUUAACUUUAUAGUUAUCCUGUAAUUCCUGAACAUAACAAAUAUCUGGGUUAUGAGUCAUACCCAUACCUGAUUCUACUAAGAGACUAAAGCAGUCUUCAGGAACAAAAAUAGCUUUUUAGAUUUAGUAAGAUACCUAGGAUCAUUUGACAAUUUUCUUUUUGUCUCUGCUCCCAGUCUAAGACGAUGUCAAGUACCAGCUUCUUAGCAAUGGUACAUUGGGGCUUUGUACCAGUGAUAAUAACAAUUUUGCUAUUUUCUUCUUCAUCCAUUUCUCUUCUGACCUGGAUAUGCGUCUUGGAUUGCUGCUGUAAUGUCUUGAUCUUGUCACCUUUUUUACCAAUUAUGAGGCCCACGCAGCCAUCAGGGAUAGGAAUGUUAACUCUUAUCUUAGCUUCAUGUUCAGAAUUUUUGUCUUCUUUGGUAUUUCUUCCUUGUUCUCUUAGUUCCUUCAUUUCUUGCUGUUUUUAUAAAUCUCCUUCUUAGCCUUGGAAUCUAGUGAAACUUUGUUCUGAAUGAGACUGACUGCUUUCUUCACCGCUGCAUCAUCAGGACCUCGGAUAAUACAGUGAUCUUCAUUGGUUCUAUCAGAGAUAGAACCAGAGGACCUGAACAUUAUCUUACAUCCAGUUUCUUCCUCAAGUUUCUUCUGGUGAGUGCCUUUUGGGCCAAGGAGGAGUCCUAUAUAGUUGAUUCCGUCUCUUGGGAGGUCAACUGUUCUAUUACACUUAUAAUGCUUCUUCAUCUGUGGGUCAUCAAUCUCCUCUUCAGAGUCGCUUUCAAACCCUGAGGAGGAUUCAUCAGGGGAUAUUUCUCUCUCUUCAGCUUCAGUGAGCUUGAACCUCUUGUGGCUAAGAGGAUCAGGCAAAACUGAAGACUCAAGCUCGGAUCUCCUCUUCCUGAAAAUUUGGGUUUCGAAGUUUGUCUUGGAUUCCUCUUGGAAUUCUUGAGAGGCUUGGGAUCUGUUUUGGGACAACAUUUGAUGUUUUUGUUGGAAUUUGGUUUUUAA